This is a messenger RNA of Paramecium tetraurelia, 1434 nucleotides long. RefSeq lists its product as uncharacterized. The transcript has a single exon. Gene Ontology annotation, biological process: phosphorelay signal transduction system. Lineage: Eukaryota; Ciliophora; Oligohymenophorea; Peniculida; Parameciidae. The record is from RefSeq and is a predicted model, not a curated record.
AUGUCUGAUCAUACUAUUGAGAUAACUAAAGAUGUAGAUCAAAAUAAAAUUCAUAUUACAUUUUAGAAUAACAAAGAAAGAGAUGAUCACCUUAAAAAAUCAUAUCUAUAUCAAAUACUGAAAUAAAUCUUUCAUACUAUUUCACAUGAAUUUGGAACUUCAUUAAAUUUUAUGUUAGCGAUAGCCCAAGUUGCAAUAGAUAAAUAUCCAAAUCAAAAGUAUUAUCACUCUUUUCGAAACACAUGUGAAAUCAUGCAUUAUUUCGUACUAGAUAUGGUUGAUUACAAUGAUAUUUUGGGGAAUUAAUUCAAAUUGUAAUUGGAAGAAUUAGAUCUCUAAACAAUUUUGGAGUCAGUUACUACGCUGUUUUAGGAGUAGUGCAGGUAAAAGGACUUAUAAUUGAGUUUUGAAAAUCACAUUCCAGAGAGCUGGUAAAUAAUAUCUGAUCAAAGGAGGAUUAAGUAAAUUUUGAUCCAUUUAAUCUCUAACGCCUAGAAGUUUACUUUAAAGGGUUCAAUUCUCAUAAAGGUGUUAGCCAUUAGAGAUGACUUGAUACAAUUCUCGGUAACAGAUACAGGAAUUGGAAUAAGCUAAAAUGAUGAAUAAAAUCUAAGAAAUAUGUUGGAGUAGGAUUUCAAAGAUGAAUAAUAUUUGUCAUCCAAUACUGCUGGAUUCGGAUUGGGUUGUUAUUUGGCUAAUAAAAUAUGUUUGCAUUUGUCGAAUAAGCAGUUCAAACUUGAAUUCAAGAGGAAUGAAGUAGGAACAACAUUUUGGUUUUAAGUUCAAAAUAAUAUUUUACCUACUCAAAGUAUAGGGAGGAUCUUGGGGAUUUAAUAAAUCAAUAAACAUUCUUACAUAGAUUUGAAGUAAUCCUAAAUAGAGAGGGCAGUUGGAAAGAAGUUGAGCAGAGUGGCCAGUAAGCCAUCGCUCAAUUCAAAAUCAAGAAUUAUGUCCUUCAGAUGUUUAAUUGAUCCUAUAAAGGAUUACACGGAAAGUGUGAUAAAUGAAGAAGUCAAUUCAAUAGAAAGAAAAGCCAGAACUUGUAUCUUGAAUAGGAAUAUCAAAAAGUCAAUGAAAUUUCUGAUAGUUGAUGAUGAGAUCAUUAACAUUAUUGGAUUGCAAUUGAUUUUGAAAAGAAUGAACAUUGAUAUCGAUUAUGUGUUCAAUGGGGUGGAGUGUUUGCGGUAGGUGGAACAGAAGAGGUAUCUUUAUUAAGGGAUCUUCAUGGAUAUCAAUAUGCCUUUGAUGGAUGGAUACGAAACUACUUAGAAAUUGAUUUCUCGUUAUGGAAAUUAAAUUAAGAUUAUUGCUUGUACUGCCUACACUGAUAGUGAAACUAAACAACGUUGUUAUGACAUUGGAAUGAGUUACUUCCUUAACAAGCCAGUGAACAUCGUAGAAUUAUAAAAAAUACUUAUAUAAUUUUAAUAAUGA